Messenger RNA from Peromyscus californicus insignis, 7922 nucleotides. It is a transcript of the gene Znf879, whose product is annotated as zinc finger protein 879. Gene Ontology annotation, molecular function: DNA-binding transcription factor activity, RNA polymerase II-specific; RNA polymerase II cis-regulatory region sequence-specific DNA binding. The record is from RefSeq and is a predicted model, not a curated record. Gene Ontology annotation, biological process: regulation of transcription by RNA polymerase II. NCBI's taxonomy places the organism in Eukaryota, Metazoa, Chordata, Mammalia, Rodentia, Cricetidae.
AUGGCCAAGAGGUUGCUGCCAGCCCGCGUUCAGGUGAGUAAAGGCCACUUCUUUUUUGAGCUGCCUUCAGGCUGCAGAAGAGGCAAAUCUAUUUCAUUCUUUCUUGAACUCUCUGGGCUUCAGAACCCAAGGAGGAACAGAAGCUGCUGAAAGGUGAGACUAUAACUCCUGAAGGAAGGUUCUUCCUGUCUCCAUUAAUCAGUUACAUAGCCAAUGACCAGGAGUUAACUGCCUUCCCUUCCUUAUUGAGCAGACAUUAGUCUAUCAGGCUGUUAUAUAGUUCCCUGGUUCUUGCAUUCUCUUGGAGAAGGUGUCAGCAAGACACACAGAGCCUCAGCAAGCAAGGCUUUAUUAGAGCAGGAACUUACUUGCACGGGCAGAGUAGCUGUCUGAGAGAUGGAAUCAGCUCAUAGGGUGUCAGCUACAGUUUUUAAUAUCUUUCCCACUUAACGCCUUUGACUGGUGGAAAGUGUAUCACCCCUGCCUCCCCGGUGUAUGUUAACUUGAGGUCUUAUGACCAGAUUGUAGGACUGGUUUCAUCCUCACUUGUCUCUUCGAUGCUCAUCAGCUCCAGUAUCCUUUGGCCAUAAAGCUAAGCUUAAACAAUAGAUCUUUUGUUCCCACACCAGCCCCUACCUUCAUACUCAUAUUUAACUUCUGCCUGAUGACGAGAAGUGGAUCUGGGCUGCAUCCAAAGGCACAGAAGGAAAAGAUUACAUGGCAUAAAUGUAGAAGCAGAGCACAGAAACCCAUAGGUUCAAGCUUUGUUUAUUUAGACUUGUCCCCAUGCAGAGUUCCUGGUGAUGCAAGCCAUGCUCCUUUGGUGCUUGAUUGGCUGAGCUUGUUUUAUUUUGUAAGGAACCCAGGGAGUUUUUGUCUUCAUAGUCUAAAGGCUAUUAUAUUAACUUCUGCCAUGAUUCUGCUUAAAGAAAGGCAUGGGUACCAGUCUCUUAGGGGGAGCUUUUCUGAGUUGAGACUGGCAAAUGACUUAGCCAGUAAGAAGAUUCACAAACUCUCUGGGGAGAUGGCUUAAUUAGUAAUAUAUUUGCUACACAAGUCUGAGGACAUUAGUUUGAUGCAAUACAUAGAACUCAAGUAAAAAAGCCAGGAGCAGUGGUAUGUUGUUAGUCAUCCCAGCCCUGGAGAGGCAGGUGGAUCCCUGGGGUUCACUGGCCUAGUGAGUCAAUGAGGGCUAGGCCAGGGAGAGGCCCCGUCUCAAAAACAAGAUGGAUAGCAUACUGAGGGGUUUGACACCUGAGGUUGACUUCUGGUUUCAACACACUUGGGUGCAUAUAUAGAUACACACACACACACACACACACACACACACACACACACACACUCAUAUACACCUGAAAAGGACAGAGAUUCUGAAAGAAAAGGAGUAGGGGCUGGGGAUGUUGCUUAUAGAUGAGCACUUGCCUAGCAUGCUCAGGGCUCUGGGUUCGAUUCCUAGUGCUGCCAAGAAACAGAAGUAGGACUGCCUCUUCCUUCAUUUCCAGGGAGGAAAGUCAAACCACUCCUCUUUAAAUUUACUUUUGCCCUUUCAGAGCAGGAAGAUGCUAAGCUUUGUGACCAGCUUGGGGUUGUGGAGAUGUGCCUCUGGCUUGGCAAAGAAAAAGCGAACGCCUAGCAUUUCCACUCUAGAAGGACCGCCGGUGUUGUACACGGAUGCCCAGCCCCAUAAUUUUGUAGAGUAUCAGAAACCUGGAAACCACCACGCCAUCUCCUUUCGAAGACUAAUACCUUUCUUAGUCUGGAGUUCUGUUCUGUCUUCCUGAUCUUGUUUUGUGAUGUCAGGUGCUCUCUUGUAGGGUGCUGUGUUUGCACGUUCUUAGGGCACAGUGAGUCACUUAUUGUAGGAACCUCCUGAAUACAUGCUGGUUAAUGAAGCUGUUGUCCUGAAAUGCUUGCUUGGCUUGAGACACUCAAAACCCUCACAGAGUUGCUUCUCACUCAUGCUCUCUGUGGGCAUGGUCUGGGAUGAGCAGGAAGGGGUUUGCUGUUCCAGGAGCCUGUGACGUUCAGGGAUGUGGCCGUGUUCUUCAGCCAGGAUGAGUGGUUGCAUCUGGACUCUGCACAGAGAAGCCUGUACCGGGAGGUGAUGCUGGAGAACUACAGCAGCCUGGCCUCACUGGGUAAGGGGUUUAUUGGGGUGCAUAUUCUGACAUGGAAAUACAUGAUCUCUACCCUCUGCCUGGUAGGACGUGUGAAGGGCUUGGCUAGGUUUGGCCUGUGGAUGGGCUCAGACAUGGCUGUUUUUCCCCUUGGCUGUUCUGAGACAUCUGAAUAUGGCUGAGUUAAAUAAAGGGCACCUUCUCUUGUGUUUUUCCUGUCUCCCCAAACCCAGCUCUGUUGUGGUGGGUCCCCUAAGCCAUCCAACCAAAAGAAGUGCCGAACCAGAGCCCUGACUCACAUCCUGAGGCUGUCUCUCAACAUCCUCUAGGAGCCCAGCUUUAGGCUGCUUUCUAAACAAAACUUCUCUUCCUCUGCACUGAGCCCCGACCUCGGGGUCUGCUUGGCCUGGACCUCUAUGCUAAUAUGGCCACUCAUGUCUUCUUGUUCGUGUAUGCAUGUACUCAGGUAUUCUGUUUUCCAAGCCAAAGGUCAUCUCUCAGUUAGAGCAAGCAGAAGACUUCCAGGUGGUGGAAAGUGGAAUGCUUCGAGGUGUAUACUUAGGUAAGUGGCAGAGGGAUCAGAACUUGAACUUGGCAUUUCUUACCUGCCUGGGCACAAUAAGGGGAUUAUGCUCAGAAGACACUGGCCAGGGACCUCCUUUGAUGUGGCAGCACAUGGAGAUUGCUGGGAAGGACAUGUCUCCCUUCUUUGUUUCUGGUCAUCUUGUCCAUCAGGUUCAGAGGGAGAGGUGAAUUCCCCAAGCACAGAUUGCACUUUGUCAAGUGCAUUUGUCAUUCAAUAGCAUGUGCUACAGUGUAAUGUGCAGUAAAUGUCUGUCGGUCUCGAUUCUUCUACCCUUCCCUUUUACUGCACUAAUAACCUGUACUACUUUAUGGCUUGAACAUAACUUUCAUGACUGUAGUGCAUCUCUUUCACUUCAGUGCACCAGUGAUAACUCAGAGUAUCCAGAAUGUGUUGGUGUCACAUUAAGGAAAAUAAGUCAGAGCACUUCCCCUUGGAAUAGUUAACAGGAACAAGCCCAGAUUUAAAUUUUCUGCUUCUUUCUCCCCGUGUCUUCCAUCUCUCUAUUGCAUGAAUCUAAAUCUGUGCCUUCCUGAAUGCUGUCUUAGGAGUCUGUCCCUGUGCCCGUGUGUGUCCCCAACAAAGGGCUUUUGCUCUGUAUUUAUUGAAUGUCACAGGAAUACGGAGAAAGAAUGAGGGAAAUUUUACAACAAUCUUUAACAGAUUUUUACAAGGGAUGAAACUUUUCUUACUCCAACUGACCCAGAUAACAAACAAAUGCUAUCAAGUAAUGUCUGAAUGCUGCUUCCAACAUUUACAGAGAUACUCUUUUUAUAAUGUUGCUUUUCAACAUAGUUUUUGCUUUCCACAAGUGACUACCACAUCAUGCAUACAUACACACAUGCAUUGCUCUCUAGGUCGGGGGCAUGGAAUUAGAUUACAAUUCUCCAUUAGCUUAGGUUCUAAAAGUUGGUUACAUGGGAAAUCCAAGGCAAGUAAGGAUGGUUGUUACAUUGCUCUGAUAAAGGCAGUCAAAUAAACAGGCUGAGUACAUAGUAGGAAGGCAGUCUUGAAUCUUAAGUAAUCUCAAGGUAUGUUAUUAAUUCUGGCUGUGAGGUCCAAUAAAAGUUCCAGACUUUAUGAAUUUUCAUAAUAAUGUAUUGCCAUACUGUCUUGGGCUUCUGCUUUGACUUUAUGACUCAGUAUCCAUUGUUAAUGAAAAACAACAGAAGAAUGUGUACAUGUGCAAAUACAUGAGAGAAACUAGGUGUGCCAAUAUGGUGACAGCUAUAGAAUUUCAGCAGGUUUGUAGCUGUUCAUCAGGCUGUUUGUCACUGGGACAAUUAAUUCCUAAGCCAUGUACAGCAGAUCUUUGUCCCUGAUAUCUUUGCCGAGUUUGACUCUGAUGGCCACAUCACUAGUGCCCACUUUCUGUUCUGCUUUGCAUUUUGUCUUUGUUUCUGGCUCAGAGGAUGAUUCUCUUGGACCCUGCUACUUACCCAGAAUUCACUUCUCUCUGGCAGUAGCUGGGUAUUCUGAAUUAGUUGCAUUUUGGGUUGCCAUUCAUGACCUAUCUUCAGAUUUUCAUUUGUUUUGAUGAGGAUAUUGUCCAUGAAUAAUUUUUUAGAAUUUAUGUGUACAAUACAUGUAUAUGUCGAAGUUCGUUCUUCUUUCUUUCUUUUUUUUUUUUUUUUUUUUCGGUUUUUCGAGACAGGGUUUCUCUGUGUAGCUUUGCGCCUUUCCUGGAACUCACUCUGUAGUCCAGGCUGGCCUCGAACUCACAGAGAUCCGCCUGGCUCUGCCUCCCGAGUGCUGGGAUUAAAGGUGUGCGCCACCACCACCCGGCUCGUUCUUCUUUCUUUUGGCAAUAGGCUUUGGGGUAGAAUUCCGGCAUUAGAUGUCUUGGUCCCUAUCAGCAGUGUCCACACGUGGCUCCACUCUACUGUCUUUGAGCAAUAAAUGCUGAUAACAAGUCCCAGCCUGAUUCUAUUUCUCCUGUUUUCUGUACAGGUGACCUCUUUUAUAAUCAAGAAGAUGAAAGCUCCUUUAUAAAAUAUAUUCAUUUCUUUUGAAUCAAUCAUUUCAUUUCUUAUAGUGUAUCCUAAGUAUCCUGGCUCUUACUUAGAUUUUAGAUUUUAUUUACAUUGGUUUAUUUAUAUUGUGCACGAGGGGGUGGGGGAUAAACCACAGCUUGAGUGUGAAACUCAGGGGACUGCUCUCAGGAAUCAGUGCUCUCCUUCUACCAUUUGAGUCCCAGGGAUUGAACUCAAGUUGUCAGACUUGGCAAGCAUGCACCUUUACCCAUCCUGCCAUCUUGGGCCCUAGACUUUUAUCUUCAACUUCAUCUUCUUAUCACUCAGUAUCAGUGUAGUUAUCCCCACUGCAUAAUGCUUUGGUUUUGUGUGUUCUUAUACAGUUCUCAUAAGGCCCUAGUUACUUCGUUAGCAAUUUGGUCUCUUGGCUAUUGAAUGGAAGCCUGUGAGAAUCAGCCCUUGCCUUGCUAUUGCCUGUAAUUCCCAGAGCCUUGGCCUUUGCACUGUCUAUUGAGAGAACACUCAUUACAACAUUAGCACUCUGACAAGGGCCAGAGUGGCACUGUUGAAACUAAAACUGUUUCACAGAGCCCCUGAGGGCAGAGGCACCUCUUCUUCCCUCCCUCCUCUUUCCUCUCUCCUUCCCUCCUUCCUCCUCCCUUCCUCCUUCCCUCCCUCCUCUUCCUCUCUAAAGCUUUCUUUUGAGAUUUACCUGAAUAUACUGGCACCUGAUCUGGGUGACGAAACUGAAAAGUUACAUAAGCUCUGCUCAGAAACACCUGAUGAUGCAGCCUUCGUUGCUAAACCAAGACUGGCACCUCCUCCUAUUGGAAGAGCUGCCAUCUGAUGGCCUCAGCAACCCCCCCCCCCCCCGCCCCCGCUCCGAGACACACACACACACACACACACACACACAUUUCUUCAGACCCUUCCUUUCAGACAUGUCUACCCUCCUAUUUCUUUUCCUUUGCCUUGUUUCUAACCUUUCCUGAGAUUCUGAGUUUGGCUGUGUUAGCUGUGUUCAUGGAUUUCGUUAUUUUCCUUUCUUCCCAGUGCAAGAGUCACUUACAUUUUGUUUAAUUUAGGAUGGAAGAGCUUGUUUGAACCCAUAGUUUCCAAAGGAGAAAAUAAGGAAGUCUUGAAAAACCACAGAGUUGAUGAUUUUCUUGACUUCAUAUUGGGAAGAACAUAUGUAAAUGAGGAACAGCUGGAGGACCAACAAGGCAAAAAGAACAAGCUUUGCAGCAAAAUGCUGCUUUCCAUUAGAAAAGACUACAUACAAGAGAGGGCCUUUAAGGGUCCUGACCUCGUGAGAAAGCCGGGUAUGAAGUCUCCAUUUCCUAGAAAACUUGGAGUUGUCUCCAGAGGAAGAAAGCCCCGCUCACAGCAGGACUCAGUUCUGUUUAAACAACUGGGAUUCAACACAAUGCGAAAGGGUUAUAAAUGUAGCAGCUGUGGAAAAGUCUUUCUCCACAGUUCUUCCCUGAGCAAACAUCAGAGGAUCCAUACUGGAGAGAAGCUCUACAAAUGUAAGGAAUGCCGGAAAGCCUUCAGCCAAAGCUCAUCCCUAACCCAGCACCUGAGAGUCCAUACUGGAGAAAAGCCGUACACAUGCAGCGAAUGUGGGAAGGCUUUCAGCUUUACUACCUCUCUCAUUGGGCAUCAGAGGAUGCAUACUGGAGAGAGACCCUAUAAAUGUAAGGAAUGUGGCAAAACCUUCAAAGGCAGCUCAUCCCUUAACAAUCACCGACGGAUCCACACUGGAGAAAAGCCGUAUAAGUGUAAUGAGUGUGGGAGAGCCUUUAGUCAAUGUUCAUCUCUUAUUCAGCAUCAUAGAAUUCAUACUGGGGAGAAACCGUAUGAAUGUAGCCAGUGUGGGAAAGCCUUUACAUCAAUAUCACGGCUCAGCAGACACCACCGUAUUCAUACUGGAGAGAAGCCUUUUCAUUGUGAUAUGUGUGGCAAAGUGUUCAGUUACCACUCAGCCUUGAUUAUACAUCAGAGAAUUCACACUGGAGAGAAACCAUAUGCGUGCAAGGAAUGUGGGAAAGCCUUCAGCCAAAGCUCAGCACUCAUCCAACAUCAAAGAAUCCAUACUGGAGAAAAGCCAUACAAGUGCGAUGAAUGUGGGAAGGCCUUUUCCUGGAUCUCACGACUUAAUAUCCAUCACCGAAUCCACACAGGCGAGAAACCUUAUCAUUGUAAGGAAUGUGGAAAAGCUUUCAGUUCCCACUCAGCAGUCAACACUCAUCGAAAAAUCCACACUGGUGAGAAACCUUACAAAUGCAAUGACUGUGAAAAAGCCUUCAACCAAAGCUCAGCCCUUAUUCAGCACCAGAGAAUUCACACUGGAGAAAAACCAUUUAACUGUAAAGUAUGUGAGAAAGCCUUCAGACAGAGUUCAUCACUAAUGACACAUAUGAGAAUUCAUACGGGAGAAAAGCCUUAUAAAUGCAAAGCCUGUGGGAAAUCAUUCAGUCAAAGUUCAUCUCUUGCCAACCAUCAGAAGACUCAUUAUUGAGAAAAACCAUAUAAGAAAAAUGCAUGUGAUAAAUCUGCCAAAAGACAUUGAUUCUAUACUGACUGUAACAGAAUUCAUCCUGGAGAGAAAGUGAUGAGUAAUAGUUGGGGGUGAGCAAACAUCAGGCAUUUGUGAUGCAGUAUAAACUUGUGUUUGGAAAACUUAUAUAAAAUAUAAAAUGUUUUCCACGUGUUCUUAAGUUUUACUGACUAUAGAGUUGACUCUAGGACUGAAAGAUUAAUAUUUUCUAGUGAUUCAGACUUAACAGCCACCAGCUUUUGUAACAUCACUGGGGACCUGGUGAUUUAGGUAAAAGCUGAGCCAUGAAUCAGCAGACUUCAGAUGAGCCUAGGAUCUAUGUUGGACAAAGCCUUUCAGUGUUAAUGCAGAGUAGCUGGAUUAGGGAGAAUAAGAAAAGAAAUCUACAUAGGUAACUUGUAGCUACCUCAUGGUCACUAAAGUUUGUUUUUUAAUACUCUGGAAACAAGUUCUUGUUUAUUAAAACUUUUGGUUCAUUUUUCUUUUCUCUAAGUUACUGACCGGAGAAGAAACUCGCUCUGUGAGCUGUACGGGUUAUUGUCCCGAGCAUUGUCUUCCCCCAUUUACCACCUCUGACUCAGACCUAAAGGCACUUUAAGUCACACAAUGCAUGGUGUCUCCACUUGUUUUCCUCAGAAAGUAAUUACCUUUGCUGUAUUAAAUUGUGAAGUAAAGGCUCUUCAGACAAA